Messenger RNA from Capronia epimyces CBS 606.96, 1923 nucleotides. RefSeq lists its product as uncharacterized. NCBI's taxonomy places the organism in Eukaryota, Fungi, Ascomycota, Eurotiomycetes, Chaetothyriales, Herpotrichiellaceae. The record is from RefSeq and is a predicted model, not a curated record. Gene Ontology annotation, molecular function: zinc ion binding; DNA-binding transcription factor activity, RNA polymerase II-specific; transcription cis-regulatory region binding. Gene Ontology annotation, cellular component: nucleus. Gene Ontology annotation, biological process: regulation of DNA-templated transcription. The transcript is spliced from 3 exons. Bases 1 to 1923 code for a protein of 640 amino acids.
AUGGACUCUGGCUCGGCAGCUGCCCAAGCACUACGAGAGUCUUUCGGGGACCGCAGACCCAUUGACAUCAGUCGGAAAAUUACUGCCUGCGUUGCUUGUCGGAGGCAGAAAAUCAAAUGCCAGAUGACAGAUGCAAGCCCUCCUUGUACUCGAUGUAAGAAGCGCGGACUGUCGUGCGUCGUCAAUCGGAGCCUCCAGACGCUUCUUGAGAGUGAUGUUACAUGGAAAAGCAACGUCGAGCAGAAACUCCGUAUGCUACAAGACUCGAUCGACCAGAUAACUCAGAAUGUUAUAGAGCCGCCACCACAACGCAUCCCGACCCAAGUUCGACCCGAGUCAGGGCAGUUAGAUGCGACAGGCACUGUCAAUGCUGAAGGUCCUGGACAAGAGGAGCAAGGCUGGGAGGUCGUGAUGGACCUCAACAAAGGCCCAGCUGUGGUCCCUGCAUCUUGCGUGUUUGAACUGUCUACCUCAACAUCCAGACCAGGACUUGAUCAGCCUUCUGCUGACAACAAUGAUCUGAUCAACUGCGGUAUCAUUGGGCUUGACGACGCCGAGGCCUUUUUCAGCUUGUACAUUCGACGUCUCGAUCAUUUCCUCUACGGUAUCCUUGCCGAGCACGACUCUUUGGCUAGCGUCCGAAAAAGCUCGUCUCUCUUGACUGCCGCGAUCUGUGCGGUUGCCGCACUCCACACUCCAUCCCCCCUUUACCAAGCAUGUUACAAGCAUUUUGUCAACUUGGCUUCGUCUCGGAUGUUCUCCAAGACGAACAGUCACGAUGAUGUGCGCGCUCUCUGCAUAGGCGCAUUUUGGCUAAGCGAUAUAUCCUGGGCUCUUGUUGGAACAGGAGAACUAAACCUACACCGCUGUAUACCCAAAGCUCCUCAUACAAAGAAAGCCUGUUACCUACGCACUCGGCUCUACUAUCUUGUGUAUGUCUGUGACCAUCAUUUCUCCAUCGCCUACGGCAGGCCACCGUUGACUCGGGAUUUCGCCUCUAUCACAUCCCCCGCGGAGUUCCUUAAAUCCCAAUAUGUAACCGAGGAUGAUGUGAGGUUGGUAAGUCAGGUGGAAAUCUGGUCAAUCAGCACUCGCGUCUUUGAUCAGUUUGGCCUUGACCCCGAGGCUCACCUUUCCGACUCGUUGACGCCUCAACUCCGACGGUUGAGUAUCGCGUUGGACACUUGGAGAGCCGACUGGAACGAACGGUUUCAGGGCUCGCAAUAUAGAGGGAACUAUCCUCGCAAAGCGGCUGACCUACACUAUUAUUUCGCGAAGCUGUUCCUCUAUUCGCACUUGUUUCGAGGGGCAACCCUAGCGGAAGCACAGCGUCAUCGGCAUCAGCAUCAGCCGCUGGACCCGGACCUCGAGGAAUUCGCCAGCUUCGCCAUUCACGCUGCCACUUCGAUUCUGCGUAUCGUCGUGGCCGACCAGGAAAUACAGUCUUACCUUCCAGGGCUCCCGGCGUAUUUCGACACAAUGAUCGCCUUCGCCUUUGUCUUUCUUCUCAAGACGACGAUCAAGAACCCAGCCAACGUACAGAUCGACAAGGUGGCAGUGUCGGAAACACUGGAUGCAUUAGCCACCGUCUUAAAGGACGUCACCGUCACCACGCACCCUCGGCAUCUACUGACCAGCAUUGCGAGCAGCAUGCGCAAGUUACUCGACCGAUUCCUGCCGAAACAAGGGCAGGGGCAACAGGCAGACGCAGACGGCACAGAAUUGACAGACCAUUUGGGUUCUGGUCCUGGUCCUGGUUCUGGUUCUGGUCGGUCUGCUCUUCUGGAUAUGAAUCCAGACGACCAGUGGCUUAGUCCGGCCGACGCAACGUUUCUGGAACACUACGACUUCUUGUAUUCCCCUUCUGCCAACGCCGAGUUUGACUUUGGCAUUGACCUUGGCUCGGGUGUACACGCGCAAUAG